Molecule: messenger RNA, 3932 nt
Organism: Myodes glareolus (Bank vole)
Lineage: Eukaryota; Metazoa; Chordata; Mammalia; Rodentia; Cricetidae
Gene: F13a1
Product: coagulation factor XIII A chain
Biological process (GO): peptide cross-linking; blood coagulation, fibrin clot formation
Molecular function (GO): protein-glutamine gamma-glutamyltransferase activity
Source: RefSeq, a predicted model, not a curated record
GGGGAGGAGGGUGGGAGCCGUUAGGCAGUUAUUUAAGAGACGACUUUCUGGUCACUUUGCCUGAGUCCUUUUGAGGAAGUACUCAGAGGCACACAACCAGCCUACCAGGGCACCCUCUCAGGAGCUCAAGCAGGAUCCAGUAAAGCUGAGAAUGUCAGAUACUCCAACGACCACCUUUGGGGGCAGGAGAGCAGUGCCCCCCAACAAUUCCAAUGCAGCGGAAGUUGACCUCCCAACUGAGGAGCUGCAGGGCGUGGUGCCCAGGGGUGUCAAUCUGCAAGAUUACCUGACUGUCACAGCGGUUCACCUGUUCAAAGAGAGAUGGGACAGCAACAAGAUUGAUCACCACACAGACAAAUACGACAGUAACAAGCUGAUAGUCCGUAGAGGGCAGACUUUCUACAUCCAGAUUGACUUCAAUCGCCCAUAUGUCCCCAGGCAGGAUUACUUCAGAGUGGAAUAUGUCAUUGGUCGCUACCCUCAGGAGAACAAGGGCACUUACAUCCCAGUGCCUGUAGUGUCGGAGCUGCAAAGCGGAAAGUGGGGGGCCAAGGUUAUCAUGAACGAGGACCGGUCUGUGCGACUUUCCAUCCAGUCUUCCCCCGAAUGCAUUGUGGGAAAAUUCCGCAUGUAUGUUGCCGUCUGGACUCCCUAUGGCAUCCUGCGUACCCGUAGAAACCCCGAAACAGACACAUACAUUCUCUUCAAUCCUUGGUGUGAAGAAGACGCUGUGUAUCUGGACGAUGAGAGAGAGCGAGAAGAGUACGUCCUGAAUGACAUUGGAGUGAUAUUUUAUGGGGACUUCAGUGACAUCAAGAGCAGAAGCUGGAGCUACGGCCAGUUUGAAGACGGCAUCCUGGAUGCUUGCUUAUACGUGAUGGACAAGGCUCAGAUGGACCUUUCUGGCAGAGGGAACCCCAUCAAAGUCAGCCGUGUGGGAUCUGCAAUGGUGAAUGCCAAGGAUGAUGAAGGUGUCCUAGUUGGAUCAUGGGACAAUGUGUAUGCCUAUGGCAUCCCUCCAUCGGCCUGGACAGGAAGUGUUGACAUUCUACUAGAAUAUAGGAGCUCUGAAACACCCGUCCGAUAUGGCCAGUGCUGGGUUUUUGCUGGUGUCUUUAACACAUUUUUAAGAUGCCUUGGGAUCCCAGCACGUGUUGUUACCAAUUAUUUCUCAGCCCAUGACAAUGAUGCCAAUUUGCAAAUGGAUGUCUUCCUGGACGAAGAUGGGAACGUGAGCUCCAAACUCACCAAGGAUUCUGUGUGGAACUACCACUGUUGGAACGAAGCUUGGAUGACAAGGCCUGACCUUCCUGUUGGAUUCGGAGGCUGGCAAGCUGUGGACAGCACACCCCAGGAGAACAGUGAUGGCAUGUACCGCUGCGGCCCGGCCUCUGUUCAAGCUGUUAAGCAUGGCCACGUCUGCUUCCAGUUUGAUGCUCCAUUUGUUUUUGCAGAGGUCAACAGCGAUCUUGUUUACAUUACAGCUAAGAAAGAUGGCACUCAUGUGGUAGAAGGCGUAGAUACCACCCAUAUUGGGAAAUUAAUUGUGACCAAGCAAAUUGGAGGAGACGGCAUGCAGGAUAUCACUGAUACUUACAAAUUUCAAGAAGGUCAAGAAGAAGAGAGACUGGCCCUUGAAACCGCUCUGAUGUAUGGAGCCAAAAAGGCCCUCAACACUGAAGGAGUUGUCAAAUCAAGGUCUGAUGUGGACAUGAACUUUGAGGUGGGAAACGCUGUGCUGGGCAAGGACUUCAAGGUCACCAUCACUUUCCAGAACAAUAGCUCCAGCCUGUACACCAUCCUGGCCUAUCUUUCGGGCAACAUCACAUUCUACACCGGGGUCUCCAAGAAAGAAUUCAAGAAUGAAGCAUUUGAAAUGACACUGGAGCCCUUAUCCUUCAAGAAAAAGGAGGUGCUGAUCAGAGCAAGUGAGUACAUGAGCCACCUUCUGGAACAGGGCCUCCUGCAUUUCUUCGUCACAGCACGAAUCAACGAGACAGGCAACAUCCUGGCCAAGCAGAAGUCCACAGUGCUGACUAUUCCCAAGGUCGUCAUCAAGGUCCGAGGCACAGCUAUGGUUGGCUCUGAUAUGGUUGUGACUGUUGAGUUCACUAAUCCUUUAAAAGAAACACUGCAAAAUGUCUGGAUUCACUUGGAUGGUCCUGGAGUGACGCUACCCAAGAGAAAGAUGUUCCGUGAACUCCGACCCAAUGCGACUGUGCAGUGGGAAGAAGUCUGCCGGCCUUGGGUCUCGGGCCCUCGGAAGCUGAUUGCCAGCAUGACCAGUGAUUCCCUGAGACAUGUGUAUGGAGAGCUGGAUCUGCAGAUUCAAAAACGCCCUAUGUAAAGGCCCAGGAGGUCCAGAUGGGCCUGGGCUCCUGGCCUAUUGCAGCCUUGGUUAUGGAAAUCCUAAUGCAAAAAAAAAAAAAAAAAAAAAAAAAAGCAACUAGCUCUUGCUUUACCUGGGAUGUGCAGACUGAGACAGAUCCCAGCUUGGGGAUGCUAUGUAUUUCAUAGGCAUGCUUUUCCAAACCCAGGUCAUUGGAUGAGGGAGUUCGUUUUGAAUUGCUCCACCCUCCAAAGGAUCCGAGCAUUAGCUUUAAUUAAGCUAUCAUUAAGCCUUCAUAGCUCAUAAGAGUAAAAGUCAUCAUUUAUCACUGCAAAUGACUACAGCCCCACAUAUCAGAGGGCUUCCCUUGAGUGGGCUGGGGGGGGGUGCCCAAUACCUGGCCUCAAUUAAGACUUCAGAGUCCCCACGCAGUCUUUUGGGGGGUAACAUACUCCCCCAAAGGAGUACCUGAUUGGAUUCCCCCUUUUUUUAGAAUCAGGUUGUACCCUCUGUGUUAAAAUAUUUUUUCCAUGAAUUAAGCACGGCAUCAUUUUUCUUCUUGGCAAAGCCAGAGAAAGGUCUUCCAUCUUGCACCUGCAGCCAAGGAACUGCCUGCCAAAUUUCACAGAUUACCUUGUGAGGAGAUGUGGCCCCACAUUAACAAAUUGCAUUUGUGGAGAACUUAAUCACCUACGAGGAGAUAAGGAAGCAGGUGCGGUACUCAGAUCUAUUAAAUAAUGUAGUUUAUGAUACAUUUUAUGGGUGUCACACUGUGGCCAGAUCAGCAAGAAUGAAUAACCCUUACUUUAACCCUUUCUGGGGUAGAGAGCUAGAAAGUAAGGACACGAAUUUGAGAUUCGAGAAAUGAAGAAUUAGUGUCCUUACUUAGUGAUUAUAUUUCACCCGUCUCUCUGAGAUCAUCUGCAUAGAUGAUCUCAAUGACAAUGACAUAGGCCUAGGGUUUUCUGUGGGGGGGUUGUUUUAAGAUAAAAAAAAAAAAAGCUUGAGACACUAGAAGAUUUGGUGGUUAGACUACAUGGAAGAUCAAACAGAUUCUCAUUCACGCAUACCUUCAUAUUUACUAUACCAAGCCUUUUCCUGAAUCCUUGGGUGCGCAGAGGUAGCAUAGACUCAGCCUUGCCAAUUAUCAAUUUUACUGCUGACCCAAGGGCAGAGGACACCACAGUCCCUUACCUUAUGUGUCAAGGUUCCAUGAGACUAGAUGACCGGUGUCUAUUUGUAAGGCAGACUUAAAGUUAGAAUUUGCCAUUGAAAUGCCUUGGGUGUGAUUUUGGUCGCCUGACAGUGAUUCUUAGCCAAAAAGAAAAAAGAAGAAUACACGGUAGGAAAUAAUUUAGGGAAGGAAGUAUAACAGAAUACUCUAGUCUGUAGCUAUGCUCUGAUUUACUUCGAAGCCUUUGAGAUGUUCCUGAGUACUAACUCCUGAGGGUCAUAUAUAAGCAUAACUCCAUGAAGUCAUCUCCAGUAUUAGCAUCUAAUUCCAAAUGAAUUGCAUUUUGCUAUGCUUUAAACCAGCUUAACUUGGUAUGUUGUUAUUAACAAGAGUGUAACAGAUGCCUAUAAUAAAGUUAAUCGGAUUACA